Messenger RNA from Coregonus sp. 'balchen', 35586 nucleotides. Lineage: Eukaryota; Metazoa; Chordata; Actinopteri; Salmoniformes; Salmonidae. The record is from the annotation of a GenBank genome assembly.
AUGCCGCUGCUCUGGGUGGUAGUGUUGGGGGUGUUAGGAGACUUUGGGGCAGAGGGAGAGGAGUCUCUCUGUCGGAUACUGGGGAGCCCAGAGUUCCCUCUGCUGUCCAAGGAAGGAGACGUGACUAUAGGAGGAGCCUUCUCCAUCCACAGCAAAAUCACAGAGCCCCCGCUCUCCUUCACAGAAACACCACCUCCUCUCACCUGCUCCAGGUAAGCUCCUCUUUGGUUACAGUUUAUUGAAUAUUUGGCUAUUUUAUUAUUAUUUCAUUUUGAGGGGGAAAUGUAAAAAAAAUAAAAAACAAAAAUAACCACCACUUUUGUGGUUGUAUGCUCAUGAUUUGUAUGACUUUAACUCAUAUUUUUCUUUAUCUUCCUCUAGUGUAAACCUCAGAGAGUUCCGAUUUGCUCAGACCAUGAUCUUUGCCAUCGAGGAGAUCAACAACAGUGACAUUCUGCUUCCGAAUGUCUCUAUUGGAUAUCGUAUCUAUGACAACUGCGGCUCGACUCUGUCCUCCAUGCGUGCGGCCAUGGCCCUGAUGAACGGUCAUGAGAGGACGGUGGGAAAGACCUGCUCUGGCCAAUCAGCAGUCCACGCCAUCAUCGGAGAGUCAGAGUCCUCCUCCACCAUAGUGAUGUCACGCACCACAGGCCCAUUCCAAAUACCUGUGGUAAGAGGCCCUAUAGGAGAAGCUAUUGACAUUAUAUGAGAAUUUAAGUCAAUCUUGUUUUUAGUGUGUUCACUUCCGUCUCUUUCUCUCUCUGUCUCUCUCCCUUUCUCUCUCGUCCUCUCUCUCUCUCUCUUCUGUAGAUCAGCCACUCUGCCACAUGCGAGUGCCUAAGCAGCAGGAAGGAGUACCCUUCUUUCUUCAGAACCAUCGCCAGUGACCUCUAUCAGAGCAGAGCCCUGGCCCAGCUGGUCAAGUACUUUGGCUGGAGCUGGGUGGGAGCGGUCAAUAGUGAUAGUGACUACGGUAAUAACGGCAUGGCUAUCUUCCUGGCUGCAGCCCAGGAGGAGGGCGUCUGUGUGGAAUACUCAGAGAAGUUCAGCCGGACGGAGCUAGGGAAGCUGUUAAAGGUUGUGGAUGUGAUCCGAGCGGGGACGGCCAGGGUGAUCGUAGGCUUUCUGGCCCACGUGGAGAUGAACAACCUGCUGGAGCAGCUCAGUCUGCAGAACAUCACCGGCCUGCAGUUUAUUGGUGUGGAGGCCUGGAUCACUGCAGACAGCCUGGUCACCCCUACUAGCUACAGUGUGCUGGGGGGUUCACUGGGUUUUGCUGUACAGAAGACCAACAUUAGCGGCUUCUUCGACUUUGUGACAAAGCAGUUCUGGGAGACGGCAUUUCAAUGCACAGAGACAAGCCACCAGGAGAAUGCAACGCUGAGUAGGCCUUGUAGUGAGAGUCAGGAUCUGAUGGAGCUGAGAGGUUAUAAUGCAGAUGUGGAAGAGCUCAGAUACUCUAGUAAUAUCUAUAAAGCCAUAUAUGCAGUGGCCCACUCUCUGCACAUCUUGCUGAAGUGCAAAACGGAACGCGGAUGUGAUCAAAAUGUGAAAACUGAACCUUGGCAGGUAACAGCAACUACACUUCCACUAUUCUCUAUUCCUCACCGCCAGUGUAACUGAAAAUAUUUUUUUUUACUUUUUUUCCUUUGUCCAGGUAGUGGAGUCUCUGAAGCAGGUGAAUUUCACUAUAAAGACGGGGGACCAGGUGUGGUUUGACAGUACCGGUGCUGCAGCAGCCGUGUAUGAGGUGGUGAACUGGGCCAGAGGGCCAGACGGAGGCGUCCAGUUUAAACCAGUGGGUUACUAUGAUGCCUCCCUACCCCCUGGACAACAGUUUGUCCUCAGGACAGAGGACAUCAUGUGGCCUGGGGGGCAUCAGGUACAGUAAAUAGCUGCUCCCAGGUUAAAACAAAUUGUUUACAAACACAAACGUUUCUGAAUAAAAGAAGCUUACCGGUUAGAGCGUUGGGCCAGUAACUAAAAAGGUUGCUGGUUCGAGAACCCUGCUGGAGUAAAACGUGUAACAUUUAGAGUAAACCGUGUAUGCUCUCUGUCCCCUAAAGAUGCCCGUGUCAGUGUGCAGUGAGAGCUGUCCCCCAGGCACUCGUAAGGCUGCACAGAAAGGAAAGCCUGUCUGCUGUUAUGACUGUAUCCCAUGUGCAGAGGGAGAGAUCAGCAACGCUACAGGUACCACAAUCCCAACAAUCAACCUACACAGAACUUAUACAAAUUGCGCACUGUGUGUCCUAAUCCAGUUUUUCAGGGUUCAUUCCUUGGUCAAUGUAAUGUCUAGAUUAUGACAUCAUGUCUUCUAUUUUACUCCUAUUCAUGAUUUCCUUUCAGAUUCUAAUGGCUGCGUACACUGCCCUGAGGAGUACUGGUCAAAUCCUGGCAGAGACAUGUGUAUAUUAAAGGCUAUUGAGUUCCUGACCUUUACUGAGGUCAUGGGGAUAGUACUUAUGCUUUUCUCCUUGUUUGGAGUGUUUCUAGCUGUGCUUGUGGCUAUUCUCUUCUUGAUAAAGAAGGACACUCCCAUCGUCAGGGCCAACAACUCUGAGCUGAGCUUCCUGCUGCUCUUCUCCUUGACUCUGUGUUUUCUGUGUUCUCUUACUUUCAUUGGCCGGCCCUCUGAGUGGUCCUGUAUGCUGCGCCACACAGCGUUUGGGAUCACCUUCGUCCUCUGCAUCUCUUGUGUUCUGGGGAAAACAAUAGUGGUGUUGAUGGCCUUCAGGGCUACACUUCCAGACAGUAAUGUCAUGAAAUGGUUUGGGCCUCCACAGCAGAGACUCAGUGUUCUGGCUUUCACUCUCAUACAGGUCCUGAUCUGUGUUCUCUGGUUAACAGUCUCCCCUCCUUUCCCCUACAAGAAUAUGAAGACCUAUAAGGAAAAGAUCAUUCUAGAGUGUGAUGUGGGUUCAGCCAUUGGUUUCUGGGCUGUGUUGGGGUAUAUAGGACUCCUGGCUCUCUUGUGCUUUGUGCUGGCUUUUCUGGCUCGAAAGCUGCCUGAUAACUUCAAUGAGGCCAAAUUCAUCACCUUCAGCAUGCUCAUAUUCUGUGCAGUCUGGAUCACCUUUAUCCCAGCUUAUGUCAGCUCUCCUGGGAAGUUCACUGUAGCUGUGGAGAUAUUUGCUAUUCUGGCCUCUAGUUAUGGGUUGCUUUUCUGUUUAUUUGCACCUAAAUGUUAUAUAAUCCUGUUUAAACCUGAGCUAAAUACCAAGAAACACAUGAUGGGGAAAAUGAAAUAAAAACAUGCAAUGUACUGUAAUGAUCAUUUUUCCUAAAAUCUUUCCAUGUGCUGCUCUGCUUGAUCAAGUAAUAAAUGGAAUUGGGAAUGCGUUAAGCUUCAGUGCUAUUCUGUCAACAUACAGUACAAGCACCCCACUGCAAGUGAAAGACACACAAGCAAAUGGCAUGUCCUUAUUCUGGCAAAUAUGCUACUGGGUCUUUCCACAAAGUGAGUCCCUUUUGGGUAGUGUAACUUGGUGAAAACAAAAGUUUGAUUUCACCUGAUUUUAACAUUCUGUCACGAAGCGCACAUGUUCAAUUUAAUAAAAAAACAUGUUGUCCCAUCUCAAGAGGUUAAAAUAAAAUAAAAUAAACUAUAGUCAGUGCCUAUGAAAGUUAGAGUCCUGAAUUGAAACAAUUACAAAGCCAACUCCCCGCCUCAGUUUUGGUAAAAAAUCUGAGGGAUGCGCCUGGAGAAAUUAAUCUGUUAAAACGUUUCUAGCCUGUCUAUCUAUGGCCAACAGGGUUGUUGCUAUGGGCAACUCAGUUUUCCACCACAAAACACCAGAAAAUGAAAGAAAGAGUAGAACCACCUCAACUGCUUUUCAAAUCAAAUCAAAUCUAAUUUUAUUUGCCACAUGCGCCGAAUACAACAGGUGUAGACUUACUGAAAUGCUUACUUACAGCCCUUAACCAACAAUGCAUGUAUUUCUUCAUAUAAAAGUAAAAUAAAACAACAACUAAAAAAAGUGUUUAGAAAAAAAGAGCAGAAGUUAAAAUAAAAUAACAGUAGGGAGGCUAUAUACAGGGGGGUACCGGUGCAGAGUCAAUGUGCGGGGUCACCGGCUAGUUGACGUAGUUGAGGUAAUAUGUACAUGUGGGUAGAGUUAAAGUGACUAUGCAUAAAUCAUUAACAGAGUAGCAGCAGCGUGAAAAGAAGGGUUGGGGUGCAAAUAGUCUGCGUAGCCAUGAUUAGCUGUUCAGGAGUCUUAUGGCUUGGAGGUAGAAGCUGUUGAGAAGCCUUUUGGACCUAGACUUGGUGCUCCGGUACCGCUUGCCGUGCGGUAGCAGAGAGAACAGUCUAUGACUAGGGUGGCUGGAGUCUUUGACAAUUUUGAGGGCCUUCCUCUGACACCGCCUGGUAUAGAGGUCCUGGAUGGCAGGAAGCUUGGCCCCAGUGAUGUACUGGGCCGUACGCACUACCCUCUGUAGUGCCUUGCGGUCGGAGGCCGAGCAGUUGCCAUACCAGGCGGUGAUGCAACCAGUCAGGAUGCUCUCGAUGGUGCAGCUGUAUAACUUUUUGAGGAUCUGAGGACCCAUGCCAAAUCUUUACACUGUGAUUUGACUAAUAGAUGUUCCAAAAAAUAUUUUAAAAGGAAUAGUUUCACUAAAUUAAAACGAAAGUUGAGUUUACGUAACAGGGUUGACCUUAAAAUGAGGGACAGUUUUUUAUUUUUUAAAUAAAAAAUCACAUUAAUAAAUAAUAAUCUUCAGAAAUGACUUUGUCAAAACAACAAAAUAACUAGGGUUUAAAAACUAAAAUCUGAUUCAUUUAAUAAAACAGGCUUUUAAAAUUCAAUAUUGGUGCACAAUUUCUACUUAAAAUAUCAAAGGGACGCAAAAGGGACUCAUUUCGUGGAACGACCCUACUCCAUAUUAGAGACACCACCUAAAUGAAACCAACUAUACAGACAAAGGACUUGAAUUUGACACCUUCAUCCACCUGUAUAUGCUGGCAUUAGCGGUCCCCAAAUACACAAAGAACACACACAACCUGUAUUCGUUAUCCGUCACUAGGACAAUGUGUUUAACAACAUUGGUCAAACUUACACUACCGGUCAAAAGUUUUAGAACACAUACUCAUUAAAGGGUUUUUCUUUAUUUUUACUAUUUUCUACAUUGUAGAAUAAUAGUGAAGACAUCAAAACUAUGAAAUAACACAUAUGGAAUCAUGUAGUAACCAAAUAAGUGUUAAACAAAUCAAAAUAUAUUUUAUAUUUAGAGAUUCUUCAAAUAGCCACCCUUUGCCUUGAUGACAGCUUUGCACACUCUUGGCAUUCUCUCAACCAGCUUCAUGAGGUAGACCCCUGGAAUGCAUUUCAAUUAACAAGUGUGCCUUCUAAAAACGUAAUUUGUGGAAUUUAUUUCCUUCUUAAUGCAUUUGAGCCAAUCAGUUGUGUUGUGACAAGGUGUGGGGGGGUAUACAGAAGAUAGCCCUAUUUGGGAAAAGACCAAGUCCAUAUAACAUUUACAUUACAUUUACAUUUACGUCAUUUAGCAGACGCUCUUAUCCAAAGCGACUUACAAAUUGGUGCAUUCACCCUAUAGCCAGUGGGAUAACCACUUUACAAUGUAUUUAUUUUUUUAGGGGGGGGGGGGGGGGGGGGGGGGGUAGAAGGAUUACUUUAUCCUAUACCAGGUAUUCCUUAAAGAGGUGGGGUUCCAAGUGUCUCCGGAAGGUGGUGAGUGACUCCGCUGUCCUGGCGUCGUGAGGGAGCUUGUUCCACCAUUGGGGUGCCAGAGCAGCGAACAGUUUUGACUGGGCUGAGCGGGAACUAUGCUUCCGCAGAGGAAGGGGAGCCAGCAGGCCAGAGGUGGAUGAACGCAAUGCCCUCGUUUGGGUGUAGGGACUGAUCAGAGCCUGAAGGUACGGAGGUGCCGUUCCCCUCACAGCUCCAUAGGCAAGCACCAUGGUCUUAUAACAGAUGCGAGCUUCAACUGGAAGCCAGUGGAGUGUGCGGAGGAGCGGGGUGACGUGAGAGAACUUGGGAAGGUUGAACACCAGACGGGCUGCGGCAUUCUGGAUGAGUUGUAGGGGUUUAAUGGCACAGGCAGGGAGCCCAGCCAACAGCGAGUUGCAGUAAUCCAGACGGGAGAUGACAAGUGCCUGGAUUAGGACCUGUGCCGCUUCCUGUGUAAGGCAGGAUCGUACUCUCCGAAUGUUGUAGAGCAUGAACCUGCAGGAUCGGGUCACCACCUUGAUGUUAGCGGAGAACGACAGGGUGUUGUCCAGGGUCACGCCAAGGCUCUUCGCACUCUGGGAGGAGGACACAACGGAGUUGUCAACCGUGAUGGCGAGAUCAUGGAACGGGCAGUCCUUCCCCGGGAGGAAGAGCAGCUCCGUCUUGCCAAGGUUCAGCUUGAGGUGGUGAUCCGUCAUCCAUACUGAUAUGUCUGCCAGACAUGCAGAGAUGCGAUUUGCCACCUGGUUAUCAGAAGGGGGAAAGGAGAAGAUUAGUUGUGUAUCGUCAGCGUAGCAAUGAUAGGAGAGGCCAUGUGAGGAUAUGACAGAGCCAAGUGACUUGGUGUAUAGCGAGAAUAGGAGAGGGCCUAGAACUGAGCCCUGGGGGACACCAGUGGUGAGAGCACGUGGUGCGGAGACAGCUUCUCGCCACGCCACUUGGUAGGAGCGACCGGUCAGGUAGGACGCAAUCCAAGAGUGAGCCGCGCCGGAGAUGCCCAGCUCGGAGAGGGUGGAGAGGAGGAUCUGAUGGUUCACAGUAUCAAAGGCAGCAGACAGGUCUAGAAGGACAAGAGCAGAGGAGAGAGAGUUAGCUUUAGCAGUGCGGAGAGCCUCCGUGACACAGAGAAGAGCAGUCUCAGUUGAAUGACCAGUCCUGAAACCUGACUGGUUUGGAUCAAGAAGGUCAUUCUGAGAGAGAUAGCAAGAGAGUUGGCUAAAGACGGCACGCUCAAUAGUUUUGGAAAGAAAAGAAAGAAGGGAUACUGGUCUGUAGUUGUUGACAUCAGAGGGAUCGAGUGUUGGUUUUUUGAGAAGGGGUGCAACUCUCGCUCUCUUGAAGACGGAAGGGACAUAGCCAGCGGUCAAGGAUGAGUUGAUCAGCGAGGUGAGGUAGGGGAGAAGGUCACCGGAGAUGGUCUGGAGAAGAGAGGAGGGGAUGGGGUCAAGCGGGCAGGUUGUUGGGCGGCCUGCAGUCACAAGUCGCGAGAUUUUAUCUGGAGAGAGAGGGGAGAAAGAAGUCAAAGCAUAGGGUAGGGCAGUGUGAGCAGGACCAGCAGUGUCAUUAGACUUAACAAACGAGGAUCGGAUGUCGUCAACCUUCUUUUCAAAGUGGUUGACGAAGUCAUCCACAGAGAGGGAGGAGGGGGGGGGGGGGGGGGGGAGGAUUCAGCAGGGAGGAGAAUGUGGCAAAAAGAGCUUCCUAGGGUUAGAGGCAGAUGCUUGGAAUUUAGAGUGGUAGAAAGUGGCCUUAGCAGCAGAAACAGAUGAAGAAAAUGUAGAGAGGAGGGAGUGAAAAGAUGCCAGGUCCGCAGGGAGUCUAGUUUUCUUCCAUUUCCGCUCAGCUGCCCGGAGCUCUGUUCUGUGAGCUCGCAAUGAGUCAUCAAGCCACGGAGCUGGAGGGGAGGACCGAGCCGGCCAGGAGGAUAGGGGACACAGAGAGUCAAAGGAUGCAGAAAGGGAGGAGAGGAGGGUUGAGGAGGCAGAAUCAGGAGAUUGGAGGGAGAAGGAUUGAGCAGAGGGAAGAGAUGAUAGGAUGGAAGAGGAGAGAGUAGUGGGAGAGAGAGAGCGAAGGUUGCGGCGGCGCAUUACCAUCUGUGUAGGGGCAGAGUGAGUAGUGUUGGAGGAGAGUGAGAGAGAAAAGGAUACAAAGUAGUGGUCGGAGACAUGGAGGGGAGUUGCAGUGAGAUUAGUAGAAGAGCAGCAUCUAGUAAAGAUGAGGUCAAGCGUAUUGCCUGCCUUGUGAGUAGGGGGGGACGGUGAGAGGGUGAGGUCAAAAGAGGAGAGGAGUGGAAAGAAGGAGGCAGAGAGAAAUGAGUCAAAUGUAGACGUAGGGAGGUUGAAAUCCCCCAAAACUGUGAGGGGUGAGCCAUCCUCAGGAAAGGAACUUAUCAAGGCGUCAAGCUCAUUGAUGAACUCUCCAAGGGAACCUGGAGGGCGAUAGAUGACAAGGAUAUUAAGCUUAAAUGGGCUAGUGACUGUGACAGCAUGGAAUUCAAAUGAGGAGAUAGACAGAUGGGUUAGGGGAAAAAUUGAGAAUGUCCACUUGGGAGAGAUGAGGAUUCCUGUGCCACCACCCCUCUGACCAGAUGCUCUCGGGGUAUGCGAGAACACAUGGUCAGACGAGGAGAGAGCAGUAGGAGUAGCAGUGUUUUCAGUGGUAAUCCAUGUUUCCGUCAGCGCCAGGAAGUCGAGGGACUGGAGGGUAGCAUAGGCUGGGAUGAAUUCAGCCUUGUUGGCAGCAGAACGGCAGUUCCAGAGGCUGCCUGAGACCUGGAACUCCAGGUGUGUGGUGCGUGCAGGGACCACCAGGUUAGAGAGGCAGCAGCCACGCGGUGUGAGGCGUUUGUGUAGCCUGUGCGGAGAGGAGAGAACAGGGAUAGGCAGAGGCAUAGUUGACAGGCUGUAGCAAAUGGCUACAAUAAUGCAGAGGAGAUCGGAAUGAAAUGAACUAAACAUCUGGGAAAGGAGAGAGCGGGGCCUCCCUCACCACAACUCCCAAAUAUAACUCUCCCAACUUCCACCUCAGAAACUAUAAUUGUUUCACUGAAACACCCGAAUAAAACUCUCCCAACUUCUACUUUAGAAAUGAGAAUUGUUGUAAACUACAGCGGUUCAAUGUUUCAAGGAAUAGACUCAACUUACUUUAUUCAGCUAGCUAACUAUGACGCCAUAGCUAACUAGCAUGCUAGCAUCCAAUAACACACGGUUUAGCACCAAUACUUGGUUACAACAAACUACCAAUAGUGUGUUAACACACUAAACAGAUAAUUUGUGUCCGUGUCUAGUUCCUUUCAUAACGCAGCAAUAAUUAAACGUUGGCUAGCUAGCACAAAGAUAUUGUAUUUAGCUGCUACAGUACUGCUAGCUGGUAGUGUUGGCUAGCUAGCAAUGGCUGCUGUGUUGACUUUGUUUGAAAAACGGCGUCGCUGCGAACGAAUGUAGCUGGCUAAAAUUAUAUUGUAUUUAGUUGCUAUAGUACUGCUAGCUGGUAGCGUUGGCUAGCUAGCAAUGGCUGCGGUGAUGACUUUGUUUGAAAAACGGCGUCGCUGCGAACAAAUGUAGCUGGCUAAAAGGAUAUUGUAUUUAGUUGCUUCAGUACUGCUAGCUGGUAGCUGGUAGUGUUGGCUAGCUAGCAAUGGCUGCGGUGUUGACUUUGUUUGAAAAACGGCGUCGCUGCGAACGAAUGUAGCUGGCUAGCUAACCUCGAUAGUUACUCUAUACUACACCUUUAUCUUUGAUACAAAUACAACUAUGUAGCUAGCUAACAUUACACUAAUCAAAUUGUUCCAUUGUAAUGUAAUGUGUCAUAUUACCUGCGGAGCGAAGUACAGCAUGACUAUUCACCUCACCUCGCCUGCCGUGAACGGCAAGAACGACAGUCCAUCAUUACUUUAAGACAUGAAGGUCAGUCAAUACGGAACAUUUAAAGAACUUUGAACGUUUCUUCAAGUGCUGUCGCAAAAACCAUCAAGCGCUAUGAUGAAACUGGCUCUCAUGAGGACCGCCACAGGAAUGGAAGACCCAGAGUUACCUCUGCUGCAGAGGAUAAGUUCAUUAGAGUUUCCAGCCUCAGAGAUUGCAGCCCAAAUAAAUGCUUCACAGAGUUCAAGUAACAGACACAUCUCAACAUCAGCUGUUCAGAGGGGACUGUGUGAAUCAGGCCUUCAUGGUCGAAUUGCUGCAAAGAAACCACUACUAAAGGACACCAAUAAUAAGAAGAGACCUGCUUGGGCCAAGAUACAUGAAAAAGGACAUUAGACUGGUGGAAAUUUGUCCUUUGGUCUGGAGUCCAAAUUGGAGAUUUUUGGUUCCAACCGCUGUGUCUUUUUGAGACGCGGUGUUGGUGAACGGAUGAUCUCCGCUAGUGUAUUUCCCACCGUAAAGCAUGGAGGAGGAGGUGUGAUGGUGUGGGGGUGCUUUGCUGGUGACACUGUCUGUGAUUUACUUCUAAAGUACAUGAAUUCUACACUCUUAGAAGAAAGUUGCUAUCUAGAACCUAAAAGGGUUCUUCGGCUGUCCCCAUAGGAGAACCCUUCGAAGAACCCUUUUUGGUUCCAGGUAGAAUCUUUUUGGAUUCCAUGUAAAACCCUUUCCACAGAUGGUUCUACGUGGAACCCAAACGUUUUUUUAAAUCUGGAACCAAAUAGUGUUCUCCUACUGGGACAGCGUACGUCAGUACAUGGUGAUUAUUUUAACUCUUGCAGGUGUUGAGUUACCUGCGAGACGAAAACUUCACCAUGAAGUCUGGGGAGAGAGUUGAUUUUGAUGAGAACAGAGACCCCACAGCCACCUAUGAGCUGGUGAACUGGCAGAGAGAGCAGGCAGGAGAGACUGUGUUUGUGACAGUGAGGAAUUACGAUGCCUCUCUCCCUAAUGGAGACCAGUUUACCAUGAAUAGGAUAAAGAUAGCAUGGGUUGGCAAUCUCUUAAUGGUACACAGUAACACAUGGCAUCUCUUAAAGGUAAAGAGUAACACAUGGCAUCUCUUAAAGGUAAAGAGUAACACAUGGCAUCUCUUAAAGGUAAAGAGUAACACAUGGCAUCUCUUAAAGGUAAAGAGUAACACAUGGCAUCUCUUAAAGGUACACAGUAACACAUGGCAUCUCUUAAAGGUAAAGAGUAACACAUGGCAUCUCUUAAAGGUACACAGUAACACAUGGCAUUUCUUAAAGGUACACAGUAACACAUGGCAUCUCUUAAAGGUACACAGUAACACAUGGCAUCUCUUAAAGACCAUGGUGCUUGUCUACGGAGCUGUGAGGGGAACGGCACCUCCGUACCUUCAGGCUCUGAUCAGUCCCUACACCCAAACGAGGGCAUUGCGUUUAUCCACCUUUAGGCUGCUGGCCCCCCUACCUCUGCGGAAGCACAGUUCCCGCUCAGCCCAGUCAAAACUGUUCGCUGCUCUGGCACCCCAAUGGUGGAACAAGCUCCCUCACGACGACAGGACGGCGGAGUCACUCACCACCUUCCGGAGACAAUUGAAACCCCACCUCUUUAAGGAAUACCUGGGAUAGGAUAAAUUAAUCCUUCUACCACCCCCCUUACCCCACCCCCCCCAAAAAAAUAAAAAUAGAUAUAUAUUGUAAAGUGGUUAUCCCACUAGCUAUAAGGUAAAUGCACCGAUUUGUAAGUCGCUCUGGAUAAGAGCUGCUAAAUGACGUAAAUAUAAAUGUAAAUGUUAAAGGUACACAGUAACACAUGGCAGCAGUUGCAGGUACUUUUAGAGAAUACAGAUAAUUAGAUUAAAUAUAUUUUAAUUGGUGGGAGAAAUCUGAUGACACAUACAAUGUGUAUGUGAUAAUGAAUUGAAUUGAAUGAUUGUGUGACCAAGAGGUUAAUAACUUGACUGAAGGAGAAAAGAGAGAGAGAGCCAGAGAGAGGGAGUGAGUGAGCAGGUGUUGUAUUGGUGUUUCAGAGGCCUCGGUCUGUGUAGUGACAGCUGCCUCCCAGGGUUCCGCCAGGCAGAGAUCUGCUGUUUGUCAUGUAUGUGCUGCUGGGGAUAUAAUCAACCUAACAGGUGAGACAACUGAUACUACAUCCAGCGCUAGCUUCUUGGGGACCCUAAGAUGAAUGGUCCGGGAGCCCCCUAGCAGCCGCAUACGUCUCUUAGUAGCCGGGCUCUGACUGAUACUAACCAAAUCCACUGACCUAAAAGAUACAUCAACUGUAGAAUACGUGUUCACUUUUAGAAUAUAAUACGCUACUUGAUUAUAAUUAAAUCAGUGUUGUGACAUGAGCAUUUUCCUUUGUAGAUUCAGCUGAACGCACACGGUGUUCCCUGGAAUACUGGUCAAACGGAGACAAGAGUCGCUGUGUCCCGAAGUAGGUGGAAUAUCUCUCAUUUGACGAAAUCACGGGAAUCCUCCUGGCUGCAAUCUCAUUGGUCGGAGCGUGUUUAACCACAGUGGUGGCAUUGGUUUUCGUUCACUUCCAAGAGACUCCCAUCGUCAGGGCCAACCACUCAGCUUCCUGCUGCUCUUCUCCUUGACUCUGUGUUUUCUGUGUUCUCUUACUUUCAUUGGCCGGCCCUCUGAGUGGUCCUGUAUGCUGCGCCACACAGCGUUUGGGAUCACCUUCGUCCUCUGCAUCUCUUGUGUUCUGGGGAAAACAAUAGUGGUGUUGAUGGCCUUCAGGGCUACAAUUCCAGACAGUAAUGUCAUGAAAUGGUUUGGGCCUCCACAGCAGAGAUUGACUGUAGUGUCCUUCACGUUUGUCCAGGCUUUGAUAUGCACUCUGUGGUUGGUCCUGUCCCCUCCCUUCCCCAUUAAAAACCUCACUACCUACAAGCAAAGGAUCAUUCUAGAGUGUGAUGUGGGUUCAGCCAUUGGUUUCUGGGCUGUGUUGGGGUAUAUAGGACUCCUGGCUCUCUUGUGCUUUGUGCUGGCUUUUCUGGCUCGGAAGCUGCCUGAUAACUUCAAUGAGGCCAAAUUCAUCACCUUCAGCAUGCUCAUAUUCUGUGCAGUCUGGAUCACCUUUAUCCCAGCUUAUGUCAGCUCUCCUGGGAAGUUCACUGUAGCUGUGGAGAUCUUUGUUAUUCUGACCUCUAGCUUUGGGUUGCUUUUCUGUAUAUUUGCACCUAAAUGUUUCAUAUUACUGAAAGCAGAGAUAAAUACAAAGAAAAACAAUAAUGUAAUUACGGACUGUUGGAAAUGUACAGAACUGGGACCUAGAGGAAAAUGUUUUACAUUUCAGUCAGGGGGAGGCUUUAGUAUUUUAGUAUUUUUUAAAAUCUAGUCCAGGGGACUUUUUCAUGUUAUUUGUAAUUGAUAACAUUCCAACAUUUUUUAGAAUGAGUUGCUUAUUAAGCUAUAUCUCCAUGUGUGCCCGAUGCCACCCCUCAUCUCUGAUUCUCCACCCUGCGCUCAAUAUUAAGUGUGCCUAUAGGCUAUUUAGUGUGGUCUCAAUCAAAUUAUCCAUACCUUAGGCUAGGCAAUACGAAGAGCAUGUUCGGAGAAGAACAGGGCACAGUUAUAUUUCUAAGAAAAUUAACUUAUUUCUCGAGUCUUUUGCGCUGCUGGGAUGGUGUAAAUAAAACUAGGCUGCAUCCAAUUGUCUCAUUCCUCCCCUUCCUCUCCCCUGUAACUAUUCCCCAGGUUGUUGCCGUAAACGAGAAUGUGUUCUCCGUCAACUUAUCUGGUAAAAUAAGGGUAAAAAAUAAAAAUAAAAAUCAAACUGCAAUGGAUAUUCCAACCCAGAGCCCCGGCCUGCUCUGCUCUUGCUGAUCAAAACCUUUUAUCGUGGUGCCUAACCAAUGGCUGAACUGUGUACGGUGGCAGUUUUGGAGGCGAGUCAAAGGCUUUUUCUGAAAUGUGUUUUUGAUUAGUCCGAAGAAAUUACAUAUAGUUUAUACUAGCCUAUUAUGGGAGAGCGUGAAGAUGAGAAGGAGGACCAGAGGUCAUCUUUGAUAGCUUACUACUACUAUACUUGAUUUUAACAACAACAAUAUGUUUCUUGCCCAUGAAGAAGCUACUUAUGAGUGUAAGGGUUGGUGUGAGGUGUGACCCAGGUAUGGUGCAGGAUAGACAGUAGGCAGUAGGCAGAGAUGGUGAAACAAGGAACUUUACUGAUGGUCCCGAAGCCAGGAUACAAAAUAACAGACUUUACACAAAAAAGAAAGGCGGAGCAAAUAAGACUCCAAAAAAAAGGCAGACAGCCAAAAUACGAAAUACUAACUAUGACUGAAAUAAUAAAUAAACAGGGAGAACACUUUUCACGUACAGUGAGGGAAAAAAGUAUUUGAUCCCCUGCUGAUUUUGUAUGUUUGCCCACUGACAAAGAAAUUAUCAGUCUAUAAUUUUAAUGGUAGGUAUUUGAACAGUGAGAGACAGAAUAACAACAACAAAAAAUCCAGAAAAACGCAUGUCAAACAUUUUAUAAAUUUAUUUGCAUUUUAAUGAGGGAAAUAUGUAUUUGACCACCUCUCAAUCAGAAAGAUUUCUGGCUCCCAGGUGUCUUUUAUACAGGUAACGAGCAGAGAUUAGGAGCACACUCUUAAAGGGAGUGCUCCUAAUCUCAGUUUGUUACCUGUAUAAAAGACACCCGUCCACAGAAGCAAUCAAUCAAUCAGAUUCCAAACUCUCCACCAUGGCCAAGACCAAAGAGCUCUCCAAGGAUGUCAGGGACAAGAUUGUAGACCUACAGAAGGCUGGAAUGGGCUACAAGACAGCUUGGUGAGAAGGUGACAACAGUUGGUGCGAUUAUUCGCAAAUGGAAGAAAAACAAAAGAACUGUCAAUCUCCCUCGGCCUGGGGCUCCAUGCAAGAUCUCACCUCGUGGAGUUGCGAUGAUCAUGAGAACGGUGAGGAAUCAGCCCAGAACUACACGGGAGGAUCUUGUCAAUGAUCUCAAGGCAGCUGGGACCAUAGUCACCAAGAAAAAACAAUUGGUAACACACUACGCCGUGAAGGACUGAAAUCCUGCAGCGCCCGCAAGGUCCCCCUGCUCAAGAAAGCACAUAUACAGGCCCGUCUGAAGUUUGCCAAUGAACAUGAAAGUGUUGUGGUCAGAUGAGACCAAAAUGGAGCUCUUUGGCAUCAACUCAACUCGCCGUGUUUGGAGGAGGAGGAAUGCUGCCUAUGACCCCAAGAACACCAUCCCCACCGUCAAACAUGGAGGUGGAAACAUAAUGCUUUGGGGGUGUUUUUCUGCUAAGGGGACAGGACAACUUCACCGCAUCAAAGGGACGAUGGACGGGGCCAUGUACCGUCAAAUCUUGGGUGAGAACCUCCUUCCCUCAGCCAGGGCAUUGAAAAUGGGUCGUGGAUGGGUAUUCCAGCAUGACAAUGACCCAAAACACACGGCCAAGGCAACAAAGGAGUGGCUCAAGAAGAAGCACAUUAAGGUCCUGGAGUGGCCUAGCCAGUCUCCAGACCUUCAUCCCAUAGAAAAUCUGUGGAGGGAGCUGAAGGUUCGAGUUGCCAAACGUCAGCCUCGAAACCUUAAUGACUUGGAGAAGAUCUGCAAACAGGAGUGGGACAAAAUCCCUCCUGAGAUGUGUGCAAACCUGGUGGCCAACUACAAGAAACGUCUGACCUCUGUGAUUGCCAACAAGGGUUUUUCCACCAAGUACUAAGUCAUGUUUUGCAGAGGGGUCAAAUACUUAUUUCCCUAAUUAAAAUGCAAAUCAAUUCAUAACAUUCUUGACAUGUGUUUUUCUGGAUUUUGUUGUUGUUAUUCUGUCUCUCACUGUUCCAAUAAACCUACCAUUACAAUUAUAGACUGAUCAUGUCUUUGUCAGUGGGCAAACGUACAAAAUCAGCAGGGAAUCAAAUACUUUUUUCCCUCAUUGUACCUGUCCAUAUGUCCCGCGAUCAGACACUGAUUAGUACUGCUUGUCAUAGUGAAAACUGAGCAAGGGAGCACAUGGAAGUGAGGGCAUAAAUACACAUGUGAAUCAGAUAGACAGAGGUGACACCAAAAGGAAGAUGAUUAGUCCAGACUGUGAGUGAGGAGGUGCCUAAGGUUGUCGGAGGAUGACACCUAGUGGGUCGCUCCAGAACUGCGACCCCCUCCUUUAACAAUGAGAGUUACGAAGGUGUACUUAAUGUUUUGUACACUCAGUGUAUAAUGGUACAUUGGUAUGUGAUGCUUUAUGCUAGAAACACGCUGUAAAAUACCCAGGAAAUACUUUUUUUUUGCAGGGCGUAGCAUAUCAUACAAAAUGUAUUACAUUGCACACAAUUGUGGACCAUUUUCGGGGACCCGUUUUGGUUACCUGGAAGAGUAGCCAGCAGUUAAAGCUUACAUUUUUUCUGUGUUUGUAGGCCUACUCUGUCUGGGGUGGAAAGGUAGGCCUAACUUUUGAAAGUACCAUGCUUACAUUCAUAAUGACAUCUCAGAUUUAAUUAUUUGCAAACAGCGACAGUUUCGUUGCAAACAAAACACACUGAUUUGGCAUUGGAGAAAUAUGAUAAGGUGAAUGCAUAGGCCUAUUUCUCUGUCUAUUCUUAGCAUGUCAUUUCGGUCAUUUGUGUGGUAUUAAAACAUAUUCUGAUCAAGGCCUCCAGUCAUGUAACAUGACAUAGGAUUGAAACACAUGAAAUGCGCUUAUAAAAGGCUACUUUGUCUCUGACCCGCAAAUACAAUGAUAGACUCAUGCAAUGCUUUUAUUAUAAAGGAGAUCUUUCUACCCUUAGUCUUGUCCAUGGUGGUCUGCGAACCCACAACUUUUGGCCCGCAUCCCUUUGUGCUAUCCAAAUUGUUAGGUUGCCAUUGAAUGCUUACGAGAAAAAUAACAGUUUCCAGAACUGCAUAUCGGCUCUGGGCCCGGUUUCCCAAAAGCAUCUUAAGGCUAAGUUCAUCAUAAAAUCUCUGAGCUUUUUCCCAAAACCAUCGUCAUUAACGUUGCACUUGAAAACGCUCUUAAUCUCAUUUCUGCCUCAGACCUCUCGUAGAACAGCUAAGUGCAUCGUUAAAUGCUUUUUUUGCCCUCCCGUGUCACUUUAUACACACUUUAUGAGGGAGAGGGGGUGGGGAGGGUGUGGGCGUUGGACAAGUGCGCAGGUUGCCCCCGAAAUGGUCAGUAUUGUGAAAUAAUUAUAAUGCUGAGGUAAGAUUUGAAUGGAGAAAGCUGAUCAGAGAGCAGCGCUGCUUUUCUUUUCGAUCCUAUCAAUAUCGACAUAUUAUGCUCCAACGACGCACUUAGCGACCGUUCUCGCUGCGUGAUGUUUUGGGAAACGCAUGUAAAAUCUUCGGCUGUUGUAGGAAAGACGCAUCGUUAAAACACUCGUAAGCCUAAGUUCCAUCGCUAUCGGGAAACCGGGCCCUGGUCUAAAACUGCAUACCGAAGGCCCUGGUCUGUCCUAGGAGUGGAGGGUGAACGGUAGGCAUGUCCUCUGCUGUCCACUUUAUGUUUUAAUUAAUAUUAUUUUGGGUACAGGGGAGGGUCACUUGUUUUUUUUUCAAUCUUUCAUGGAGGGUUUAGUACAAAAUUCAAAAGGCACUCGCACGUCUGUGCUAUCUUUUGUUGCAGGUGCAAGGUAACAGUUGAAUAAGAUGAGAAAAAAUAAGAAACCCGCACACUGCUCUUGAUAGUAUCACUGCUCUUGAUAGUAUCACUGCUCUUGAUAGUAUCACUGCUCUUGAUAUUAUCACUACUCUUGAUAGUAUCACUGCUCUAGAUAGUAUCACUGCUCUUGAUAGUGUCACUGCUCUCGAUAGUGUCACAGCUCUCGAUAGUAUCACUGCUCUUGAUAGUAUCACUGCUCUUGAUAGUGUCACUGCUCUUGAUAGUGUCACUACUCUUGAUAGUAUCACUGCUCUUGAUAGUAUCACUGCUCUCGAUAGCAUCACUGCUCUUGAUAGUAUCACUGCUCUUGAUAGUAUCACUGCUCUCGAUAGCAUCACUGCUCUUGAUAGUAUCACUGCUCUUGAUAGUAUCACUGCUCUUUAUUAAGCUUUACGUAUCGACCUGAAGGCCUUUCUCAGAGCUUUUGUGCAUUUUAUUUUUAAAUUAGCACCCUUAUGUAGACAUAGCUCCACCCACAUCCGUUCAAUGCAUCGAAUGGGGUUGGAGUCGAGGGAAAAUAAGUAAAGUGUUACCAAAUAUAACAAUGUGCAUUUUUUAAGUAUUCUAAUAAAGUGUAUACAUAAAACGUAUUAAACACGUCUGUAAAACCACAAUGAGGACAUCGACCCAUCAGCGACUGGAGGGUUUAGUUGAAAUAAAUAUUUGCUGAAUGGAGGGCCAUCCAUUUUCAUUUCAGAUAGGUCUGAUUUUCUCUAGGUACCCCUUAUUAUAAAUAACCUACAGUACAUGUUGACUGAUUGAAAUAAGUUAUUUCCCAAGGACAAAUUAUAACUAGAAAAAACAAUAACGCUAAACCAUUCACUAAUAAUCAAAAAACUACUUUGUUGUAUUUCUGCCUGAAUUGCAGUUUCACCGGAAACGUUCUGAUUUCCCCAAAGACUCGCCAUGUCAAAAAACAAGGUUUCUUCAGAGAAGUAAUCUUUUAGAAUCUAUAUUCAGAAGUGACUGAGUCAUUGGUUCUGGGAAAGACACACGGGACUACACUAUUCUUAUUUAACACCCGAUAGGCCAACUCUUUUGUUGUGAGUGUCAUCAUUGGUGGAAACCGAGACAUUGAAACAUUUCUAAGCUCCUAUAGCAUCAUACCCAUCAUUAAUGGUAACAUAUAAAAGGAGCACAGGGGGAGGGUUGUCAGGACCGUGAGAGGUGAGAGACUCAGUGAAAAGCUAUGCUGCAACUAGCAGACCUCCUGGUGAUCACUCUGGUGACAGUGACAGCUAAGGCUGGGGAGCCUGUGUGCAGACUUUAUGGAACAAAAGAACUGUCACAGUUCUCAAAGGAGGGAGACAUCAAUUUAGGAGGCAUUUUUUCCUUUCACCAAAACCCAGUCAGUGUGAAUCCAACUCUGCAGGUCAACCCAGGAAUGAUCACAUGUGAAGGGUAAGAAAUUGUUGAAAAAUAGUUUAGUGUGAAUCAUAAUGCUUAUGUCUCUGUUCACAUGUACAAACAUGUAUGGUCACAGGUGUGUAUAUUAUGGUCACAGGUGUGUAUAUUAUGGUCACAGGUGAGUAAGAAAAAUCAUAUUCAAAAAGUGUUGAAAACCGUCUGUCUCCGGCUGGGAUUUCACUGACUAAAUGCUUUAUACGUCUGUCUCUGGCUUGGAUUUCACUGACUAAAACUGAAGUGACAGCACUAGAUCUCCUCUCUGCAGGCUGGACCCAGGUGAGCUCCAGUAUGCCCAGACCAUGAUCUUUGCCAUAGAGGAGAUCAAUAACAGUUCUGAGCUGCUGCCAGGCCUGUCUCUGGGCUACAGGAUCUUUGACUCGUGCCCCAGCAUCCCCCUGUCUGUUCGGGCGUCCCUGGCUCUGAUGAACGGACACGAGGAGGAGUCACAGAGCUGCACCAAGCCCUCCACCGUGCACGCUGUCAUAGGGGAGACCACCUCCACCUCGACCAUAGCCAUGGCGCUCACCAUGGGGCCCUUCCACAUACCUGUGGUGAGUCAGGGAGUGUAUGGGUGUGUGUGUGUAUGUACUGAAAGAGAAAGGCAGAGAUUAUACUAUGUGAAAACACUGCCUCGCCUAAGUACUACGUUGGAGCAGUGUGUAAGAAACGUCUGUCUUCUGUCUUCCAGCUCAGUCAUUCAGCCACCUGUGCUUGUCUGAGUAACAGAAGGCAAUACCCUUCGUUCUUCAGAACCAUCCCCAGUGACUUCUAUCAGAGUAGAGCCCUGGCGAAGCUGGUCAAACACUUUGGCUGGACCUGGGUGGGGGCCAUCAGAACCAACAGUGACUAUGGUAACAAUGGCAUGGCCACCUUCCUGAAAGCAGCGUCCAGUGAAGGGGUGUGUGUAGAGUACUCAGUGGCAAUCUACAGGACCGACCCCAGAGAGUGGUUCCUAAAGGUGGUGGACAUCAUUAAACAGUCCACCUCCAAGGUGAUCGUGGCGUUUGCAGACGGCACAGACCUGGACAUCCUCAUCAAAGAGCUGUACCUGCAGAACGUGACUGGGCUGCAGUGGGUGGGUAGCGAGGGUUGGAUCACCUACCGUUACAUCGCCUCCCACGUCAACUACGCCGUGGUCCAAGGGGCGGUGGGCUUCGCCGUGCCCAACGCGGUCAUCCCCGGCCUGGGGGAGUUCUUGGCCGACAGACGACCCUCCACCCAGCUGGGGGACAGGGGGCUGGUGGAGUUAUGGGAGAGUGUGUUCAGCUGCAGCAUGACUCCUGACUCACAGGGCUCCCCAGUCAGAGCCUGCACAGGGAGGGAGUCCCUGAGAGACAGUGGCUCCCGCUACACGGAUGUGUCAGACGCUAGUCUGCUCAACAACAUCUACAAAGCUGUGUAUGCUGUGGCUCACGCUCUACACCUGCUCACUUCCUGUCAGAGUGGACAGGGGCCUUUUCAAAAUAACACGUGUCCAGACAUGGAUAAAAUAGAGCCUUGGCAGGUAAAGUACCUCUGUGGCUUUUUACCAAGCAAACAGAUAACACCUGUAGCCUGUGACAGCAGGUCGGGGGGGGGAGAAAGCAACACACGUCUAUUUAUUUUCUUCCUCCAGGUGUUGCACUACCUGACCCAGGUGAACUUCACCACUAAGCAUGGGGAGAGGGUGUUCUUUGAUGAGCAGGGGGAUCCAUCGGCACGCUACGCCCUGGUCAACUGGCAGAUGGAUAACACAGGGUACAUCUUGUUCGAGACCAUCGGCUACUAUGACGACUCACAGCCAGAGGGAAAGAAGUUUGAGAUGAAGGAGGGUGUGAGUGCCGUCUGGGCAGGCAAUCAGCCUGAGGUAAGGACCUGUUAGGGAGAGCCCUCCUUCAAUCAUUCAACACAAGUGUGACUGUGUUCCUUUAAGCCAAGUCUUUUUUACAGUGAGAGUUUUGUGUUAAAGUAUACUGUAUACUUGUGUGUGACUAAAUAUGAGUGAUCCCUUGGGGUAAAGUGUGGCUGUGCGUUCUAGGUACCCAGGUCUAUCUGCAGUGAGAGCUGUCUGCCAGGGACCCGCAGGGCCUUCGUUAAGGGGAAACCUGUCUGUUGCUUUGACUGCAUCGAAUGUGCAGACGGGGAGUUCAGCAACACCACAAGUGAGACCUCGGGACUCGUAGCCUUUACUCUAGCCUUCAUCAUGUUCAUGUUGGGAAGAAUCUCAGCCAGCACUUUACUGGUCUAUCUAAAGAUGUACUCGCUGUACAUAAUCAAACUGUUUAUGUUUUCAGAUGCAGUGACAUGUACAACAUGCCCCCCUGAGUACAAGUCAAACGAAGAGAGGAAUAACUGUAAUUUGAAAGGCAUUGAAUACCUCACCUUCAGGGAACUCAUGGGUAUAAUGUUGGUGGCAUUCUCUGUGUUUGGUGGAUGUCUGACAAUGACAAUAGCGCUGAUAUUCUUCCACUACAGAAAGACUCCCAUCGUCAGGGCCAACAACUCUGAGCUGAGCUUCCUGCUGCUCUUCUCCUUGACUCUGUGUUUUCUGUGUUCUCUUACUUUCAUUGGCCGGCCCUCUGAGUGGUCCUGUAUGCUGCGCCACACAGCGUUUGGGAUCACCUUCGUCCUCUGCAUCUCUUGUGUUCUGGGGAAAACAAUAGUGGUGUUGAUGGCCUUCAGGGCUACACUUCCAGGCAGUAAUGUCAUGAAAUGGUUUGGGCCUCCACAGCAGAGAUUGACUGUAGUGUCCUUCACGUUUGUCCAGGCUUUGAUAUGCACUCUGUGGUUGGUCCUGUCCCCUCCCUUCCCCGUUAAAAACAUCACUACCUACAAGGAAAAGAUCAUUCUAGAGUGUGAUGUGGGUUCAGCCAUUGGUUUCUGGGCUGUGUUGGGGUAUAUAGGACUCCUGGCUCUCUUGUGCUUUGUGCUGGCUUUUCUGGCUCGAAAGCUGCCUGAUAACUUCAAUGAGGCCAAAUUCAUCACCUUCAGCAUGCUCAUAUUCUGUGCAGUCUGGAUCACCUUUAUCCCUGCUUAUGUCAGCUCUCCUGGGAAGUUCACUGUAGCUGUGGAGAUCUUUGCCAUUCUGGCCUCUAGUUAUGGAAUGCUAUUUUGUAUAUUUCUCCCGAAAUGCUACAUCAUUUUAUGUAAACCAGAGAAAAACACAAAAAAACAUUUGAUGGGUAACAUGUCAUCAAAAGCACUUUGACUUCGUUGCAACACCUAUCGAAUAUACUUUACAUUACUGACUUGAAAAUGUUUCGAUGUUAGAUGAUAUUGUUUAUACAGUCUUUGUCUAAUAUAAUGUUUUUAGAUAAUAUGACAUAUUGUAAGUUUCAUCUCGUAUCUUUAUAUCCUAAUCUGUGCGAUAUUCAAUAAAUUGUGGCCGAUAAUGGUUUCUCUGCUAAUUUCUCAAAGAUCUCUUCUCAACUGUGAUGAAUAACCAUUGAAACUCAGUGGAACUAAUAAUAUAUUGACAUCACAUCUGCGAGGUCUAUUAAAAGGUAAAAUCACAACCCCAAUUCAAUAAACUUAUCAUGUUGCCUAUUUUAAGGGGUCCUUAUUACAUGUGUAAUUACAUUGUAACAAGUGUUGUAGUUAAUUAUUGGAACUUAAAGUUACACUGUAUUAACAACAUGUGACUGAUGGUAACUGCAAUCUGUAAAUACAGAGGUGUAACAACAAAUGCUUGUUACUGUGCUUGUUACAAAUGGGCAAGUUUCCACUAAAUUCACCAAUGUAGCGUUUGGUUUCUUCUCAGCUGAAUCUGUUUCAGUAAUAAUUGUCACAGGGUUGUGAUCUCUUGUGGACAGAUGCGCUGGGUGUCAGAGGUUAAAGGUUAAAGGUUGGAGGAUCAGUAGGCUCUAAUUACCUACCCGUGAAUGUGCACUCUUCAAAAAUCUCCAUUCAAUGUUGUUGCUAGCACUUUUGAUAACAUUUGGUUGAGUUUACAAAAACAGAUCAGAUACAGGUCAACGUCACUGACUGGGGUCCACCGUAUGGAUGUCAUCCCAGAUUAUAAUAUUUGUACUUGUAAUUAUUGUGUACCCAUUAUGACAACCUGGACCUCCUUGCCAUCCAAGUCAGAGGAUAAACCCACUAGCACACCACAUAGUACAUGUAAUAUCAGCGUAAGUAGAACGUAAUUAAUAGGUGUUACACAGGAUUGACCUAGUUAAAAUGAAGUGUAUUUCUAUGUAAUUAAUUAUUACUCAAUACCAAGUGAAAAUACCUACAAAAGAUGAGCUUCUACUUUAGUCAACUUUAUUGAAACAUGUAAAAAAUUACAUUUCUUAUGAAAUAAUAAGGACUUUUAAUUCGAUUAAACAAAGAUAUUGUCAAUAAUCAAUAACAUAAAUCUGUAGCCUACAGUAUGGUGAAUAGCCUCGAUCAGUGGUUCCUCAAACUGUGGGUUGAUACCCACUUUUGGGUCGCGGCAUGGGUCCAGGUGGGUCGCGGGAUGAUUCUUUUAUAUAUAUAUAUAUAUAUUUUUUAAAAUUGAUUUUAGGAAUGGAAAAACACCUUCAGUGUAAACUUAAAUGACAAAAAAACAAAUAGAUAGUAUAUAGAACAGAUAAUGGACCUACACUACCCAGUCAAAUGUUUUAGAACACCUACUCAUUCAAGGGUUUUUCUUUAUAUUUUACUAUUUUCUACAUUGUAGAAUAAUAGUGAAGACAUCAAAAAUAUGAAAUGACACAUAUGGAAUCAUGUAGUAACCCAAAAAGUUUUAAACAAAUCUAAAUAUAUUUUAUAUUAGAGAUUUUUCAAAUUGCCUUGAUGACAGCUUUACACACUCUUGGCAUUCUCUCAACCAGCUUCAUGAGGUAGUCACCUGGAAUGCAUUUCAAUUAACAGGUGUGCCUUCUUAAAAGUUAAGUUGUGGAAUUUCUUUCCAUCUUAAUGCGUUUGAGCCAAUCAGUUGUGUUGUGACAAGGAAUACAGAAGAUAGCCCUAUUUGGUAAAAGACCAAGUCCAUAUUAUGGAAAGAACAGCUCAAAUAAGCAAAGAGAAAUGACAGUCCAUCAUUACUUUAAGACAAUGAAGGUCAGUCAAUAUGGAAAAUGUAAAAAACUUUGAACGUUUCUUCAAGUGCAGUCGCAAAAACCAUCAAGUGCUAUGACAAACUGGCUUUACUGCUUUUAUUUUUUACUUAUCUAUUGUUUACUUAACACUUAUUUUUCUUAAAAGUGCAUUGUUGGUUGAGGGCUUGUAAGUAAGCAUUUCACUGUAAGGUCUACACCUGUUGUAUUCGGCGCAUGUGACAAAUACAAUUUUAUUUUAUUUUAUUUGUUGAGGACCGCCACAGGAAUGGAAGACCCAGAGCUACCUCUGCUGCAGAGGAUAAGUUCGUUAGAGUUACCAGCCUCAGAAAUUGCAGCCCAAAUAAAUGCUUCACAGAGUUCAAGUAACAGACACAUCUCAACAUCAACUGUUCAGAGGAGACUGUGUGAAUCAGGCCUUCAUUACACUUCAUGGUAGAAUUGCUGUAAAGAAACCACUACUAAAGGACACCAAUAAGAAGAAGAGACUUGCUUGGGCCAAGAAACACGAGCAAUAAACAUUAGACCGGUGGAAAUUUGUCCUUUAGUCUGGAGUCCAAAUUUGAGAUGUUUUAUUCCAACCGUUGUGUCUUUAUGAGACGUGAUGUGGGUGAACGGAUGAUCUCCACAUGUGUACCACCGUAAAGCAUGGAGGAGGAGGUGUUAUGGUGUGGGGGUGCUUUGCUGGUGACACUAUCUGUGAUUUAUUUAGAAUUCAAGGCACACUUAACCAGCAUGGCUACCACAAAAGUCUGCAGCAUUACGCCAUCCCAUCUGGUUUGGGCUUUGUGGGGCUAUCAUUUGUUUUUAAACAGGACAAUGACCCAACACACCUCCAGGCUGUGUAAGGGCUAUUUCACCAAGAAGGAGAGUGAUGGAGUGCUGCAUCAGAUGACCUGGCCUCCACAAUCCCCCGACCUCAACCAAAUUGAGAUGGUUUGGAAUGAGUCGGACCGCAGAGUGAAGGAAAAGCAGCCAACAAGUGCUCAGCAUGUGUGGGAACUCCUUCAAGACUGUUGGAAAAGCAUUCCAGGUGAAGCUGGUUGAGAGAAUGCCAAGAGUGUGCAAAGCUGUCAUCAAGGCACAGGGUGGCUAUAUGAAGAAUCUCAAAUGUAAAAUAUGUUGUCAUUUUUUUUUACACUUUUUGGUUACUACAUUACUCCAUAUGUGUUAUUUCAUAGUUUUGAUGCCUUCACUGUUAUUCUACAAUGUAGAAAAUAGUAAAAAAUAAAGAAAAACCUUGAAUGAGUAGGUGUUCUAAAACUUUUGACCUGUAGUGUACAGUACAAAUGAGAUGAAAGGGUUAGAAAUGCUUACUGCUCCAACCUGUUUUGGUUCUGUAAGUGGCACUUUGAGCUCUUUUCAACGGAAGGGUCCCAGCUCCUUAUGGGCCCUAGGAAAACCAAACAAUAUUACCCAAGUGCUAGCGCUUUUCUCUGGGUUGAGGGAUAACUUUUUAGGGGAGGGACUAGAAUAUGAGUUGGCCUACUGUAGGCCUAUGUUAUAAUUGAACUGAAUAAAAUAUAAAGGAUAUUUUUCCCAUUACAGAGUGAGUGCGCAUAUUAAGUGGCUAUGUUAAGCGUAAAAGUGAUUAUUAUUACAGCAUAGAGUUAUUUGGCAACUUUAGUUGUGAAUGAUACAAACCUUAGAAUGUGUUAGAAAUCAAAACAUAUAUGGGCUGCGUGGUGUGGGCUGUUGAUGAUUUUGUGGUCCUCUGUAGCUCAGCUCGUAGAGCACGGCGCUUGUAACGCCAAGGUAGUGGGUUCGAUCCCCGGGACCACCCAUACACAAAAAAAUGUAUGCACGCAUGACUGUAAGUCGCUUUGGAUAAAAGCGUCUGCUAAAUGGCAUAUUAUUAUUAUAUUGAUGAAAAAUCUUCCUUUACUCAGGCAAAAAGUGAUCAUAUUUUCACCCAUCAGACUAUUCUCAAUUUAAUCUUGUUUUUACUGAUAUGUAGAAUUAGCUUAGAUUUAGAAUGGCCCAUUUUUUUUUUUUUUUUUUUUUUUUUGUCAUUUAGCAGACGCUCUUAUCCAGAGCGACUUACAGGAGCAAUUAGGGUUAAGUGCCUUGCUCAAGGGCACAUCGACAGAUUUUUCACCUAGUCGGCUCUGGGAUUAGAACCAGCAACCUUUCAGUUACUGGCACAACGCUCUUUCCCACUAACGCUCUUAAUGGUGGGCAGGAACAGGGGAAAAAAUACAUGUCAUCUGCAUGUACUCAGAUAGCCUUGUGAACGGAGGCUGCACGCUUUCCCACCGGUCCGUUUUGUGUACUUGGGUUUUACAGGGAGCAUGUGCUUCAUAUGAGCAACUGAGAAAUACAGUGGGGAUAACAAGUAUUUGAUACACUGCUGAUUUUGCAGGUUUUCCUACUUACAAAGCAUGUAGAGGUCUGUAAUUUUUAUCAUAGGUACACUUCAACUGUGAGAGACGGAAUCUAAAACAAAAAUCCAGAAAAUCACAUUGUAUGAUUUUUAAGUAAUUAAUUUGCAUUUUAUUGCAUGACAUAAGUAUUUGAUCACCUACCAACCAGUAAGAAUUCCGGCUCUCACAGACCUGUUAGUUUUUCUUUAAGAAGCCCUCCUCUCCACUCAUUACCUGUAUUAACUGCACCUGUUUGAACUCGUUACCUGUGUAAAAGACACCUGUCCACACACUCAAUCAAACAGACUCCAACCUCUCCACAAUGGCCAAGACCAGAGAGCUGUGUAAGGACAUCAGGGAUAAAAUUGUAGACCUGCACAAGGCUGGGAUGGGCUACAGGACAAUAGGCAAGCAGCUUGGUGAGAAGGCAACAACUGUUGGCGCAAUUAUUAGAAAAUGGAAGAAGUUCAAGAUGACGGUCAAUCACCCUCGGUCUGGGGCUCCAUGCAAGAUCUCACCUCGUGGGGCAUCAAUGAUCAUGAGGAAGGUGAGGGAUCAGCCCAGAACUACACGGCAGGACCUGGUCAAUGACCUGAAGAGAGCUGGGACCACAGUCUCAAAGAAAACCAUUAGUAACACACUACGCCGUCAUGGAUUGAAAUCCUGAAGCGCACGCAAGGUCCCCCUGCUCAAGCCAGCGCAUGUCCAGGCCUGUCUGAAGUUUGCCAAUGACCAUCUGGAUGAUCCAGAGGAGGAAUGGGAGAAGGUCAUGUGGUCUGAUGAGACAAAAAUAGAGCUUUUUGGUCUAAACUUCACUCACCGUGUUUGGAGGAAGAAGAAGAAUGAGUACAACCCCAAGAACACCAUCCCAACCGUGAAGCAUGGAGGUGGAAACAUCAUUCUUUGUGAUGCUUUUCUGCAAAGGGGACAGGACGACUGCACCGUAUUGAGGGGAGGAUGGAUGGGGCCAUGUAUCGCGAGAUCUUGGCCAACAACCUCCUUCCCUCAGUAAGAGCAUUGAAGAUGGGUCGUGGCUGGGUCUUCCAGCAUGACAACGACCCGAAACACACAGCCAGGGCAACUAAGGAGUGGCUCCGUAAGAAGCAUUUCAAGGUCCUGGAGUGGCCUAGCCAGUCUCCAGACCUGAAUCCAAUAGAAAAUCUUUGGAGGGAGCUGAAAGUCCGUAUUGCCCAGCGACAGCCCCGAAACCUGAAGGAUCUGGAGAAGGUCUGUAUGGAGGAGUGGGCCAAAAUCCCUUCUGCAGUGUGUGCAAACCUGGUCAAGACCUACAGGAAACGUAUGAUCUCUGUAAUUGCAAACAAAGGUUUCUGUACCAAAUAUUAAGUUCUGCUUUUCUGAUGUAUCAAAUACUUAUGUCAUGCAAUAAAAUGCAAAUUAAUUACUUAAAAAUCAUACAAUGUGAUUUUCUGGAUUUUUGUUUUAGAUUCCGUCUCUCACAGUUGAAGUGUACCUAUGAUAAAAAUUACAGACCUCUACAUGCUUUGUAAGUUGGAAAACCUGCAAAAUCGGCAGUGUAUCAAAUACUUGUUCUCCCCACUGUAAAUAUAGGAACACUUAUUUCACUCACCGCAUCAACCACUGUUUGAGGAGCAUGCUCUCGCUGCCCUGACAGGUGAUAUUCCACCUAAACUCUGUAUGCCAUGGGCUCUCCAACCUUGUUCCUGCAUCUACCCAGUGGUUAAUUUGGGAAAUCUGUUCCGGAACUUCAAUGUUUUUGCAAUGAAACAUACAGUGCCUUGCAAAAGUAUUCAUCCCCCUUGGCGUUUUUUCCUAUUUUGUUGCAUUACAACCAGUAAUUUAAAAUGAUUUUUAUUUGGAUUUCAUGUAAUGGACAUACACAAAAUAGUCCAAAUUGGUGAAGUGAAAUGAAAAAAAGAACUUGUUUCAAAAAAUUCUAAAAACUAAAUAACGGAAAAGUGGUGCGUGUAUAUGUAUUCACCCCCUUUGCUAUGAAGCCCCUAAAUAAGAUCUGGUGCAACCAAUUACCUUCAGAAGUCGCAUAAUUAGUUAAAUAAUGGUCCUCUGUAGCUCAGCUGGUAGAGCACAGCGCUUGUAAUGCCAUGGUAGUGGGUUCGAUCCCCGGGACCACCCAUACACAAAAAAAUUAUAUGCACGCAUGACUGUAAGUCGCUUUGGAUAAAAGCAUCUGCUAAAUGGCAUAUUAUCAUUAAAUUAAAAAUAAUGUCCACCUGUGUGCAAUCUAAGUGUCACAUGAUCUCAGUAUAUAUACACCUGUUCUGAAAGGCCCCAGAGUCUGCAACACCACUAAGCAAGUGGCACCACCAAGCAAGCGGCACCUUGAAGACCAAGGAGCUCUCCAAACAGGUCAGGGACAAAGUUGUGGAGAAGUACAGAUCAGGGUUGGGUUAUAAAAAAAUAUCAAAAACUUUGAACAUUCCACGGAGCGCCAUUAAAUCCAUUUAUAAAAAUAGGAAAUAAUAUGGCACCACAACAAACCUGCCAAGAGAGGGCCGCCCACCUAAACUCACGGAUCACGCAAGGAGGGCAUUAAUCAGAGAGGCAACAAAGAUAACCCUGAAGGAGCUGCAAAGCUCCACAGCGGAGAUUGGAGUAUCUGUCCAUAGGAACACUUUAAGCCUUACACUCCACAGAGCUGGGAUUUACGGAAGAGUGGCCAGAAAAAAGCCAUUGCUUAAAGAAAAAAAUAAGCAAACACGUUUGGUGUUCGCCAAACGCAUGUGGGAGACUCCCCAAACAUAUGGCAGAAGGUACUCUGGUCAGAUGAGACUAAAAUUGAGCUUUUUGGCCAUCAAGGAAAACGCUAUGUCUGGUGCAAACCCAACACCUCUCAUUACCCUGAGAACACCAUCCCCACAGUGAAGCAUGGUGGUGGCAGCAUCAUGCUGUGGGGAUGUUUUUCAUCAGCAGGGACUGGGAAACUGGUCAGAAUUGAAGGAAUGAUGGAUGGCGCUAAAUACAGGGAAAUUCUUGAGGGAAACCUGUUUCAGUCUUCCAGAGAUUUGAGACUGGGAUGGAGGUUCACCUUCCAGCAGGACAAUGACCCUAAGCAUACUGCUAAAGCAACACUAGAGUGGUUUAAGGGGAAACAUUUAAAUGUCUUGGAAUGGCCUAGUCAAUGCCCAGACCUCAAUCCAAUUGAGAAUCUGUGGUAUGACUGUACACCAGCCGAACCCAUCCAACUUGAAGGAGCUGGAGCAGUUUUGCCUUGAAGAAUGGGCAAAAAUCCCAGUGGCUAGAUGUGCCAAGCUUAUAGAGACAUACCCCAAGAGACUUGCAGCUGUAAUUGCUGUAAAAGGUGGCUCUACAAAGUAUUGAAUUAUUUAUUGUUUGUUUCACAAAUAAAUAUUUUGCAUCUUCAAAGUGGUAGGCAUGUUGUGUGAAUCAAAUUAUACAAACCCCCUAAAAAUCAAUUUUAAUUCCAGGUUGAAAGGCAACAAAACAGGAAAAAUGCCAAGGUGGGUGAAUACUUUCGCAAGACACUGUGAAAAAAAAGCAACACAAAGCUGGUUACAAUUUCAAUGUCAUCGUCCUAAAAAGCCAGUUCAAAUAUUACAACAAAUAUUAUGGUUAAACUCAAAUAUACUGAUUGAUGAAAAACCAUUCUUUAUGGAUAAAAUUAUUAUUAUCUUUGCUAAUGAUAUUAUCAAUAGGAAUGGUGAAGUUAUGUCACACAUGCAGCUAUCAAAAAUGUAUGGGAAUAUUUGCUCUAUCCAAUGUUAGAACCAACUGAUUGCAGAAUUACUGCAGAAAUGUAGGAGGCGAAUCAAAAUGGGAUGUAACUUGGAAAAUGUUUGUCUGCCCUAAAGACCAAAACUGGCUGAAAAACAAAACUGGCUGAAAAAAAUAUACCAGUUUCAUUUGAGGAUUAAAAUGUUGACAGUUCCGCAAUUCAAGUUGCAAAAUAGCUGGGAAGAGAUUUUCAGUGUUCCGAUUCCAUGACACAAAAAACAAAGCUCGAUUGAAAACUUGAAAUAUUAUACAAAAUUCUGGCCACCAACAGAAUAUUGUAUACAGUAUAUGAGGCACACAACCAUCUCAGCUCUGCAGUUUUUGCUGCAAAGACACAGAAUCGUUAGAACAUUUAUUCUGGUAUUGCCCCAUGUAGCUUGUUUCUGGUCACAGGUUCAGGAAUGGCUGACAAAUCACAACAUUCAUUUAAAACUAACCCUACAAAUAGCACCCCAGCCAACAGGGGAAGUCCUGAGAACAUUUGGUGAUGUUCCCAUUAGGUCCCUUAAGGGUUUUGGCGCAAUGUUAUCCCACUGACAUUCUGAGAACGUUAUAAGAACAUUGCGUGAUGGUCCCAAGGGAACGUUCUCUGGGGGACCUUUGUCUUGUUCCCAUGACGACCAUGUCAGGACCUUGGUCCCCUGGAUGUUUUGUCUAGUUCCUGAUUGGUCCCGGGGAUGGAAAUUGAAAUAAUUACAAAUAUAUUGUUUUAUGUACUGUAUGUGUUAAAAUUGUCAACAAAAUAAAUACAUAUGGGAAAGCAUUACAGAUAUUUGAAAUAUAUCAUUUUUAUUUCGAGAUGCCAGAAGCCUAAACGUAUCUAUCCACUGCUUGCUCAUAUUAGCAGCAUAACCCAGUCUCUGUCAGUAUCCCACCUCCCUCUCUCAUCCUGCACCCAUGGGACAUACAGAAUAAACACUGGAACCACGUCCCACUCAUUGAAAGGGAUUGUAUGGGCAGUCCCAGUGUCUUAAGGGGCACUCUCACCUCUAUAAAGAGAGAAACCACUCAGUCUGCCCUGUCAGACACAGCUGCCCUGCUGAAGGCUGGCGUGGCACUGAGAACAGAGGUGGUUCUGCUGCUGCUGGUGGUGGGGGUGAGCGGUAUAUCCAGCCCCAGCCCCAGCCUGCUCUCUGCUGGGCCAACCCGCUCUGCCGAGAGGGACAUCAACAUUGGGGCAGUGUUCUCCCUACAUAGGAAUGGCUUCUUCAAGGCCCAUUCCUUCCCCUCCAGACCAGAGAAAACCCCCUGUAUCAGGUAUGUGUUGAAAACAACUGUCUGUAGGUACUUUCCACUGUUGUGGAAUAUUUCUCAAGAUAUAUGUUUUUGUCUCUUAGCAGUGGAAUUAGGCACACGGCUGAAUAACACUAUUGUAGAUGAUCUGUGUGUUUAUCUUUCAACCAAAAAAUAUACAAAUUGAUUAUUCUAUUACACUAAACACAAUACUCAAAUCAUCAGUUUUAGUUCAAAUGCUGGCAUAUCUGAUUCCUGGCUUCAACUCUCUGUCCAGUUUCAACCCACGUUCCAGUUUGCCCAGACCCUGAUGUUUUCCCUGGAGGAGAUCAACAACAGCAGUGAUCUGCUGUCAGGGCUGUCUCUGGGUUACCAGGUCUUUGACUCCUGUUGCUCUGCCACUCUGGCCAUCCGCUCAGCCCUGGCCCUGAUUAACAGCCCUGGGCCUGAGCACAUCCUGGGUGACCCCUCCUCCUGCUCCAGACCUCCAGCCGUGUUGGGCAUCGUAAGGGAGUCAGGCUCCACACCCACCAUCGGAAUAUCAUCCCUGGUCGGACCAUUCAGCAUCCCCGUGGUGAGACACCUUCAGGAUUUGGCUCUUUAGAGGUAGUAUACUCAAUGUCAGCUAUGUAUGAAACCUCAAUUCAAAUCUUCCCUUUCCUUCCACACAGAUUAGCCUUUUUGCCACCUGUGCUUCUCUGAGUAAUAGAAAAAAGAUCCCCAGAGUAGAUCCCUGGCAAUGCUGGUCGAACACUUUGUCUGGACCUGGGUGGGAGUGCUGAAAAGCAACAAUGAUUAUGGAAACAACGGCAUGGCCACCUACAUGGAGACAGAGUGGAAGGAGGCCAUGUCCCACACAGACCCCGAAGAGAGGCCCCUGGAGGCGGUCAGGGUGAUGUGGAGGGCCACAGCCAAGGGUGGUGGUACUGUUCCUGCGCUUGGGGGACAUCAUCUCCCUGCUGAAUGAGCUGGCCCUGGAGGGAGACCCAGGGCUGCAGUGGGUGGGCAGCGAGUCCUGGAUCACAGCCAGACUGCUGGUCGGAGAACGAGGCCUACAGCUUCCUGAGGGGGGGGGGGUGGUGGGCUUUGCCAUCUGGAGGGGUUCCUAGACAGGGUGCACCCCUCCCAGGCACCAGACAACACCCUGCUCAGGGAGUUCUGGGGGACUGUGUUCCAGUGCUCCUUCGAGGGUGGCGGCGAAGAGGGCAGCAGCACGCUGUGCACAGGAACAGAGAGCUUAGCAGAGCUGAAGAACCAAUACACUGAUGUGUCAGAACUGAGAACAUCCAAGUGUAUACGCCAUCGCACAUUAUCUACACAACCUACUGACACAAAGCAUAUCCUAUGAAUCACCCCACUCACUCUCUCUCUCUCUCUCUCUCUCUCUCUCUCUCUCUCUCUCUCUCUCUCUCUCUCUCUCUCUCUCUCUCUCUCUCUCCCUCUCCAUGUUGUUAAGCAGGUGCUAUAGUACCUGAAGGAUGUAAGGUUUAGAGUGAAGGCUGGAGAGAAGAUUUGGUUUGAUGCUAAUGGGGAUGCGGUGGCGUGCUACGACCUGGUGAACUGGCAGCAGGAGGAGGAUGGUACCCUGCAGUUCCAUGCAGUGGGGUUGUAUGACGCCUCGAUGCCCCCUGAACAGCGCUUUACCAUCAACCAGGGAAAACUGGUCUUGGCAGGGGGCCAUAUUGACUAUGUUGCAAAAGCAUAACACAUGCAAACCUAAAAACACUGCAAAUGUAAAACAUGCAUUCUAUAAUGUACCUGUUUUACACAAUCACAUACCCUACCUCACAAAUACCCCUCAUUCACUAUGAUGAAAAAAUAUGAAUUGUAUUUUUCAUAUCACUUAACCAAGUAGUGACAUAAAAAAUGGUUGUGAAAAUGUACCAAUUGUUAGCACAAAAUUAUUUACAUAAAAUACACCAAUAUUCACACGUGUUGUAUUUCUCUGCAGGUGCCUGUGUCAGUGUGCAGUGAGAGCUGUCCCCCAGGCACUCGUAAGGCUGCACAGAAAGGAAAGCCUGUCUGCUGUUAUGACUGUAUCCCAUGUGCAGAGGGAGAUAUCAGCAACGCUACAGGUGAUGCACAAACACACAGCACAGAUUAGUAACAUCACAGAUACUACAUGAUGCAUUUAGGCCGACCCACAAUACCUUUCAAGCUCUAUCACUGCACAAUGAGACCAAUAGAUAUCAAAGAACACAUGACACAGUGGCCUGAUUCACGGAAUGAAUGAUGAUGUUCUGAAAUCUCCUUGAAGAUUCUAACGGCUGCUAUCGUUCGUGACUUGGAGUAUUGGUCAAAUGAGAACAGGGACCGCUGUGUGUUGAAUUCCUCUCCCAUGAAGAAGUCAUGGGCAUAGUUCUGGUAUUUGUGUCCUUACUGGGGUGCUGUGUUACUAUUCUGGUAGCUGUUGUGUUGUUUUCGUCAGGGACAACAACUCUGAGCUGAGCUUCCUGCUGCUCUUCUCCUUGACUCUGUGUUUUCUGUGUUCUCUUACUUUCAUUGGCCGGCCCUCUGAGUGGUCCUGUAUGCUGCGCCACACAGCGUUUGGGAUCACCUUCGUCCUCUGCAUCUCUUGUGUUCUGGGGAAAACAAUAGUGGUGUUGAUGGCCUUCAGGGCUACAAUUCCAGACAGUAAUGUCAUGAAAUGGUUUGGGCCUCCACAGCAGAGACUCAGUGUUCUGGCUUUCACUCUCAUACAGGUCCUGAUCUGUGUUCUCUGGUUAACAGUCUCCCCUCCUUUCCCCUACAAGAAUAUGAAGACCUAUAAGGAAAAGAUCAUUCUAGAGUGUGAUGUGGGUUCAGCUAUUGGUUUCUGGGCUGUGUUGGGGUAUAUAGGACUCCUGGCUCUCUUGUGCUUUGUGCUGGCUUUUCUGGCUCGAAAGCUGCCUGAUAACUUCAAUGAGGCCAAAUUCAUCACCUUCAGCAUGCUCAUAUUCUGUGCAGUCUGGAUCACCUUUAUCCCAGCUUAUGUCAGCUCUCCUGGGAAGUUCACUGUAGCUGUGGAGAUAUUUGCUAUUCUGGCCUCUAGUUAUGGUUUACCUUUCUGCAUAUUUGCUCCUAAAUGUUUCAUUAUAUUACUGAGGCCAGAGCAAAACACCAAGAAACACAUGAUGGGGAAGAGAUCCAAUGAUAUACGUUAUUAAAGAAACACAUGAUGGGGAAGAGAUCCAAUGAUAUACGUUAUUAAAGAAACAGAUGAUGGGGAAGAUAUCCAAUGAUAUACGAUAUCAAAGAAACAGAUGAUGGGGAAGAUAUCCAAUGAUAUACGAUAUUAAAGAAACAGAUGAUGGGGAAGAUAUCCAAUGAUAUACGAUAUUAAAGAAACAGAUGAUGGGGAAGAGAUCCAAUGAUAUACGAUAAUAAAGAAACAGAUGAUGGGGAAGAGAUACACAAUGAUAUACGGUUAUUACAAGAAAACACAUGAUGGGGAAGAUAUCCAAUGACAUACGUUAUUAAAGAAACAGAUGAUGGGGAAGAUAUCAAAUGUUAUACUAUAGCUCAGUUGGUAGAGCAUGGCGCUUGCAACGCCAGGGUUGUGGGUUCGUUUCCCACGGGGGGCCAGUAUGAAAAUGUAUGCACUCACUAACUGUAAGUCGCUCUGGAUAAGAGCGUCUGCUAAAUUACUAAAAUGUAAAAAUGUAAAAUUAUAUAAAGAAACAGAUGAUGGGGAAGACAUCCAAUGUAAUAUACGAUAUUAAAGAAACAGAUGUUGGGAAAAGUGUCAUCCAAAGCCCUUUACGAUUAAUACUAACCAUUGGCCUAUUCAAAGUCAUUCUAUAAAUAGAUACAGACACAGAAACAUAAUUUCAAAGUCAGUCAUGGGUUAACUCCGUCCUCAGGCUCAAUUGCUGCCGCACAUAUAGUCUGGAAACACUGCAACAAAGUGGGACUUGAAAGGGGAAGGGUUCAAAUCGAGGAGGGAGAGACAGAGCUUGCUACAGCUGUAUUCAAAAUAAAUGUUCUAUCACAGCGAUCAUAUUAUUUUUGGGGAAGCCCCAAUUGAUUCUGAGUUUGGGUAUAUAAAGUUUACAUGUGAAAACUAGAUAUGGAUUUCCCGAACUCACUUCCUUGUUUAGCCUAAAUCGUUUUCACUGCUCGCGCUUUUGAAACCCACAAUGUAGAGGGGAGGUUCCACGGGUGAUGCUAGAUGGUGACAGGUUAUGCUACAUGGUGAUGGACUGAGAGAUCAGCCAAUGAAAAUCCAGAGGGAGCUUUUCCCGCCCUCUGCCGUGGGCUCCAUUCAAGUCUCUUUCUGUGGCGCUGUGAAACCAGACGGUUCAAAAGAGAGAGUCGGCUGGUGGACGAGAUGAAUCAUGGGUAUGUGGAUGUUAAAUAAAUCCCCCCUUCCUGAACACACAAUCCCAACAGGAUCCAACCACUCCCUGUGCACUAAUAAACGACACAUUAUGCCAAGCAGCCAUAUCUACAGGGGGUAUGGUCAGCACAUCAUGAAUGUCAAGGACAAUAAUGAAGCAGAAAGAAAAUCACAUUUCUGAUAUCGCCUGUGUGUUAACUCUGUUCAUCAUCACUACUCAGCCCCAGCAGCCACUGACAGCUCUGGUGUGCUUCCACAGGCCCCCCUUAGUGACUGCUGCUGUCUCACAGGCCUGCUCUGGACAAGCUUGA